AUGAAGGACGAGAACCUCUGGUCCCUUGAUGUAGAGAAAACCACAUCCUCGACUUGGAAAGCGCUGCUGUCGUUGAGGGGCCUAGCAGCUCAGUUCAUCAGAGCUAAAAUUAGGAAUGGUCAGCGGAUAAGCUUUUGGUUUGAUCACUGGACUCCUUUAGGACCACUCAUCCACAGAUUUGGUGACUUGGGGCCAAGGGAACUAUCUAUCUCUAUCUCCGCUACCGUCUCUGAAGCUUGUACUCAAUCUGGUUGGCUUCUUCGUGGUGCUCGAUCCCCAGCAGCAGAGGAGCUACAGACUUAUCUCACAUCUAUCCCGCUUCCUACUCUCUCCCCAAAAGACGAUUAUUAUGCCUGGGAGAUUGAAGGAACCGAGCUGAAUACUUUCUCUACUCGUAAGACAUGGAACGUGGUUCGAAAUAGAGAAGAGGAGAAAGACUGGACUCGAAAUAUCUGGUUCAAGGGUCAUGUUCCCCGUCAGGCUUUCACGGCGUGGAUAGCUCACCAAGACCGCCUCCCUACCAGGACGAGAUUGAUAAGUUGGGGUAUGAAUAUAUCAUCUUCUUGCUGUCUCUGUAACAGGGUGGAUGAAACCAGAACACAUUUAUUCCUGCAAUGUAAAAUCAAUAGGAAAUUUGGGUUUUGGUUCUGCGGAGACUUGGGUAUUCUCAUCGCGCGUUCCACACUUGGAUAG
Messenger RNA from Brassica napus (rape), 693 nucleotides. RefSeq lists its product as uncharacterized. The transcript has a single exon. The coding region runs from base 1 to 693 and encodes 230 amino acids. NCBI's taxonomy places the organism in Eukaryota, Viridiplantae, Streptophyta, Magnoliopsida, Brassicales, Brassicaceae. The record is from RefSeq and is a predicted model, not a curated record.